UCCACAGGCUAAGCCAGAGCUACUUGUUAGUUUUACCUUCACUGAGGCGUCGCUGAACGUGGACUGAUUUUGACUUUGCCUGUGAAUUUAUUCAUCUUCUUUGUUUUUGUUUAACUUUUUCAUAACCGACUGAUGGAAAGGGCAUCCUGCUAGGGAGCACCUAGCAACAUGUCCUUCAUUAGAAGACUGCGUGCUACAGUUAAAUAGUAACGACAUCAUUAGACUCUUUCAGAGGGGACACGCAUCCAGCCUCCUCCAAAGAUGGCCUUCUUCCAACAGCUGCGACUUCUUCUAUGGAAGAAUUGGCUGACAGUGAUCAGACAGCCAGUUUGGUCACUCAUUCUCAUUGUCUGGCCUCUGAUCAUCUUCAUCAUCAUUGCCGUGACCCGCAGUCACUUUCCUCCACUAGCAAAAGACACAUGUUAUGUGGGACCUCGAAACCUGCCCAGCACAGGCUUCUUCCCUUUCCUGCAGACCCUCAUGUGCAACACAGACAGCAACUGUCACAACAAAUCACGCCUGUUGGACACAAAGUCUCACAAAAGGGCAGGCGUGCCAAGGCAGCAGUCAUUUCCAAAGGGGUCUCCACUGGAAAGCCUGUUUCAAGGGGGGAAUUUUUCACAGAUUGAUUUACCCAAAAACUUUCUCCAUGAUCCUGCCAUCCUGAUUGAGGUCUUAAACAAGAUGAUUGGUGUACCUCACCAAGCAAGUCCUACCAAUGGCUCACUCUCCAAUAUUACUCUGAGUGAUCAGCGGAACUUGAGCAGCCUGCUGCAGUCAGUGAACAAACUGAAGAGGGCCUUCUGCGCCAUGACACUGCCACUGAUGGACACUGCCUCACAUGAUCCCUUCACCUUUUCUAUGGUCACUUUCUGCAAGACCAAUGACACCGCGCUGGAAGUCUCACUCCUCACACUCAACCAGAUUUUGACGGAGCUGAUGACGAAAAACACAGAGGAGAUGGUGACGACGGCCGGGAUGUCGCUGCUGAUGAUCGCUCACCUGCAAAAUGAGACGGUGCUGUGGGAAAGUCUCCUUGCUAUUCCACAGCUCUUCUCUAGUGGUUCUGUGGACCAGGUGCUAGCCACUGUGGAGGGCCUACUCAUCAGCAUGCAGGGUGCUAUGAAUAAGAUCGAGAGCAACUUCCCUGAAACUGGUGCCUCACUUUCCACCGUGCAUUCACUAAUUGCUGGAGGCAUCAACCUAGUUGACUAUAUUCAAAACUGGCCUGGCAAAGAUGUGUCCAUUUUACUGAGAGAUGUCGUCACCGUUGAGAAUGGAUCCCUUGGUGGAAUUAUGAUGCAGGUUCUCACAGAUGUCCAGAUACCAUUGGACAAGGCUAUCGGACUGACAAUGGACAAGAGCAUGGUGCAUUCCUACUUGUGUGACAACAGCAGUAAUCCAUUUUGGCUGAGUGCAGCGUGCAGCACUGGCACCGUGGACAUGCUUCUGGGUUGGAUCAGCCCCGAAAAGGUGGCAAAGCAGAUUCUCCUGGCAUGGAGUAGAGACGUCGCCCUACAUGAUUUGUCUUUUGCCAAAAGUCUUAUUGGAGGUUUAUCUCCAGGAGAUUCCAACAGCACGAGGAGCCGCCGUAGCGUAGACACUCUGCCACAAAAUUUAGACGAGGAGCUGUUUUUGGAGGUCGGUAAAGUGGUGUUGGCGAUUGUAAAACUUGUCCCCGAGGUGGACCUGGUUGUUCAGAGCGUCCUCCAAACUGGAUUCCAGUCCCUGAUGACAGGAACAAUGGCCCUAGACACGGUGGAAGAAAUGAUGGAUAAUGUUCUGAAAGAUGCCACCAACCUCCAGUGGGUCUAUCUCUCACUGAUGACAAACCAGUCUCUGGCAAGCGGUUGGAUCGAUCGUGUCCUGUACAGCGUGUUGGAAGGUGUUAAGCAGACAUUGGGAUCUGAUAAUCUGACAUGUAACAACGUCCUGGAACCCUUCGAGUGGCUCUUAAACACCGAGAGCGUAGACAUUGAGGUGUGGAGAUCAGUGAUCUGCCAAAACAGCUCUACUUUAGAACAAGCUCUACUGAUGGAGUGGAUGCCAUUGUUUCAGAAGGCACAAGAGGUGUACGACGCAAUCACAAGCCGUAUAAAUGCCACCGCAACCCUUCCCAUGAUUCUCUCCGAGUGGCACAAAAUGCAAGAGAGCACUAUGCAACUUGAUUCGCUUUUGAGCAGACUGGUCUCUGAGCUAGGUGGAGCAUAUUCGAUGAACUGGAUGCAAGUCAACAUCACGCAAGAUCUUGUUGGGACUCUUCAACAAAGUGUUCUCUCAUUCAUGGUGGAUGUAGGAGAACACAUUGAGACAACAGAACUCUGGCCAAGUGUAAAGAACUACUUCCACACUCUUUACUGGAUUUUGAACUAUAGACCUGGUGUCACACCUCAACCUGUAAACUGUUCGACCGACUUCUUCACCUCAGCCUUAACCUGUGACACUGGUUUCAACUGGCCACAGUUUGUUCAGACAGUAACUCAGGCUUUGAUGUCACCGAAUCAAGAAUUGGUGGUCAAUGUUCUCAAAGGAACCUUGAAUUUUCUGCAGCAAGUGUAUGGUGUCAUCUAUAAAAACCAGGCAAUAACAUUUUUGAAUGACGAACUCUCUCAAGGUGGAGACACAGUCUCUGGAUACCUGAUCAGUUUGCUGAUUAACCUGGAUACUUUUCUUCGGGAAGUCUCCAUCCUCCCUAACAGCAGCCUUGAUGUCAUGACUCCAGCCAUUAGUAACCUGUUUGAGUCAGCAGGUCUGGGACGAAUGUUGCCUCUGCUCUUUAGUGACAGCCCCGUUAAUAUCUCCACUCUGCUUGAUAUUGCCUCAAAAAUUGGAAGGGAAAACCAGCACUAUGUCAACUUCAAUGAGUCCGACCCAACGCUGCCUGAGCUUGAGCGGCUGAUAAUGCACUUCCUGUCAAUGGAGGGUAACCUCACCAUAGCGCUCCCUCACAUCAUGGGGCACAGUCUGCUCACUUACUCAGACUACUUCCACCCAGACCUUGUUGCCAAAGUCAGAGAAUUCAUCCAGCCUUUCACCAACAAAACUUCAACCGGUGCUGUAGAGGCCAUCCUUAGUGCCGUGGAGUUAUUGAAGACAGUGACUGAUGCCAGCGAUGGUGACCCAGCUGUCAUCAUUCUUGGGUACAUACGCCAGUUUCAAGAAUUGGUGAUGUCUAUGUUCAGACUAAGGAGAAUCAAACAAGUUGCUUUACCAAGUGGGCAGCUCACCGCGGGACAAGUCACUGAUCUACACCUGCUUUCUCAGGACUUUCUCAAACUCCUCACCCCAGAGGUUCUUCAGAACCUGACUCAAGCUGGACCAGAUGCUGCCCAGACCAUUGUUAUCCAGAAAUUUGUAUCAUUUCUUCCAUCAGAGGUCCAACACGAAGCAACUCGCUUUCUCAAUGACUUCAAAUCUCUGCAGAAUGAAAUGUCCAAAUGUGCAACAGGCCAGGACUGUUUGACUGGAAUCUCAGAAAUCUUACAUUUCCUCGACCAAAUAUUUGAAUUGAUGCUCUCAGGCAACGGUACUGUCACAGUGACAAUAGAUGCAACCAACCGCUUUGUCGAGGGACGGGAAUAUGAAGAACUUGAAAGAGUUUGGUUUUCACUUCUCCUUGCUCCAAAGGAUUCUGCGGCUGUACAAACAUCCAGACAGAUUCUUCAUUUAGUCAAAUUGCUCAUGGCCAAACCAAAUAUUUCUGUGUCUGAUGUGCAGAAUGCUCUGAGACAGUCAAACCUAACCCUUGAGGAGUUAAAUGACUUUGCUGCCCUAGCUGGAGCUGCUAACAUUAACAACCUGAUGGUUAAUCUGAUUGAGAUUGUCAAUACUCGCAUAUGUUUCGAACCGCAGCAUGACCUGAAUGUCACAGCCCAGUGUGCUUUGAGCCUGAUACGUGGUGUCAGCACAUUCCUGACACAGGUACCCGAGCUCCGCAAUCAAACAGCAUUUCUCUCUCUUAUCCCAUUAAUUGUCAAAGCAACUUUGGAAGAUGUCAUGAAAAUUGACUUCAGCUCUCAGCCAUACGUGGUUUUUGUGGAUACCUUGAACAUCACUCUGGCUAAUAUCAAGUUGAGCCUCCAGCUGAACCACCUGAACACUCCCGAGAUCAUGAACGAACUCAAAGUGGUGGAGCAUCUGAUGCAGCUGAUCGCCAAUAUGGAACCAUUUAACAACACUGACAGUGCCUUGAUGCAGGACCCAAUGUAUGCUCAGCAUGUGAGCUUGCAGAUUAUGCAGUGGUACUUGAAUAAGUUGGAAAACAUCAGCAGCAACAGCUCCAUCUCUGAGCUCCUCCAACCAUUUUUCUACAUGACACAAAUGCAAGUCACAUCACAACUGGCACAGACAAAUUUCUCAAUGUUUGUCAGUAACCAAGUUGAGGUCCUGAUUAAUAGCCUGCAGCACCCAAUAGAUGGUGCAGGAGUGAGUAAGAUUGGCCUGACAGUUGUUCAGAUUCUUCACCACUUGUUUGACUUCAUAAAGUUUCAGCUACAGGUUCAAGGUGACAAUUUCGGUUCACACUACAUGUUCAAUACAACUACUCUGAAUGCUGUUGAGACCCAAAUUAAGCAAUACCUCACCCUCACAGAGAAUUGGAUGAAACAACCAAAUGUCCAGUUGGUCCUGACAAACAUGCUCCAGUGGGGAAACCCCUCCAUAAACACAUCUGCUCCUUUGACAGACAUUCAACACCUGCUGCAGACAAUGGUUCAUUUUCUCAGUGAUGAUGAACAGGUUUACCUCUCAAUAAUUAGCAAUAUUACCCACUCCUUGAAGCAAGCCCUAAUGGUGGCAGAACAACCAGGUGGCCUACAGAGCGAUCACUUCCUUGAUGUCAUCUUCGCAGCAGUUCAGCCUCUUAAAAUGCUGAUACCCCUGCCAGCCCCUUUGAAACAGAACAUGAUGGACAUUGUGGAGGGUUCGUUACAGUUCCUAAUCCAGCCAAACAUGAGCUAUGACUCAUCACGUGCCACCGUCCUCCUGAUCCUCAACAGAACUGAGAGCAUAGUCCAACAGACAGUACCAGAAAUGUUUGCUGUGUACCUGCUGCCUGGACUCAAAAUAGUGACCACAUACUUCAAGAGCAUCUCCAUGAUCAGUGGACCAGACAGCUGGAAUCAAAUGAUUUUGAAUCAGAUGGAGACAAUCCAGAGCUCUCUGCCUCCAAACUGCACAGCAAAGUCCUACAUCUCUGCAGUCAUUAACAUCACUCAGUCCAUCUUGAUGUUUGGCCAAGGCAAUAUGAGCUAUGACUCAUCACUUGCCACCGUCCUUCUGAUCCUCGACACAACUGAGAGCAUAGUCCAACAGACAGUACCAGAAAUGUUUGCUGUGUACCUGCUGCCUGGACUCAAAAUAGUGACCACAUACUUCGAGAGCAUCUCCAUGAUCAGUGGACCAGACAGCUGGAAUCAAAUGAUUUUGAAUCAGAUGGAGACAAUCCAGAGCUCUCUGCCUCCAAACUGCACAGCAAAGUCCUACAUCUCUGCAGUCAUUAACAUCACUCAGUCCAUCUUGAUGUUUGGCCAAGGCAAUAUGAGCUAUGACUCAUCACUUGCCACCGUCCUCCUGAUCCUCAACACAACUGAGAGCAUAGUCCAACAGACAGUACCAGAAAUGUUUGCUGUGUACCUGCUGCCUGGACUCAAAAUAGUGACCACAUACUUCGAGAGCAUCUCCAUGAUCAGUGGACCAGACAGCUGGAAUCAAAUGAUUUUGAAUCAGAUGAAGACAAUCCAGAGCUUUCUACCUCCAAACUGCACAGCAAAGUCCUACAUCUCUGCAGUCAUUAACAUCACUCAGUCCAUCUUGAUGUUGGGCCAAGGCAAUAUGAGCUAUGACUCAUCACGUGCCACCGUCCUCCUGAUCCUCGACACAACUGAGAGCAUAGUCCAACAGACAGUACCAGAAAUGUUUGCUGUGUACCUGCUGCCUGGACUCAAAAUAGUGACCACAUACUUCGAGAGCAUCUCCAUGAUCAGUGGACCAGACAGCUGGAAUCAAAUGAUUUUGAAUCUGAUGGAGACAAUCCAGAGCUCUCUGCCUCCAAACUGCACAGAAAAGGCCUACAUCUCUGCUGUCAUUAACAUCACUCAGUCCAUCUUGAUGUCUGACCAAGGCAAUAUGAGUCUCUGGGCAAGUUUUGAAAAUGGAUCCCUAGAAAAUGUGCCCAUGAUUAUUGGCCAGUUGGGCGAGCACGUGAGCAAUGUUUUGAUGGGAAUCCCUGAGUUACCUCACUCAGUCGUCAAGGCUGUGAAGCUCUUUGCCCACCUUCCUUCACUCCUGAAUCAGAUGAUAAACAGACAGGUAGACGAAGACAUGUGGCAAAAACCUGAAAAGAUGCUCCAAGCCCUACUGUUUUCCAUCGAGGGAACAGAGUUGUGGCACAAUAUCUCAUCUGUGGUCCCACUAUUUGAAAAAAUCAUCGGAGUUGUCGUGAAAAACAUGCAAGCAGGGAAUGUGAUGAUACAAAGCCUCCAGGUUCCUUUGGUGACCUUGAUAACAGAUGUUUUAGUGUCUGCGAACAGCUCCUCUGUUGUGUUGUCUGAAGUCAUGGAAAGAAUUCAGUUUUCCACGGAACGCACGGUGCAGGCAGCUCAGCAGGCUAAUGGAACAUUGGAGUGCAGUAAAGCGCUCAGUCUAUGGGAACCAGUAAGACAGGCAGGAGGCUUAAGCUCUGCAACCAUGUAUAUGUGGUGCAACAUCAGCCUCCAGCCUGUUUUGGAUGCCUAUGCUGAAGCCCUGAAUGUGGACAUGACUCACAUGGGUGUGGAACCAAUGACUGCCAAUGCCACAGCUGCCCGAAUUGUCAAGAUCAUAUGGUCUAUGUACCAGGUCACUCUUAACCAAACACAUGUGACAGAGGAGCUCAUCAUGGCUGUGUCUGACCGCCUCUCUAUACUGGCAGGCUGGCCACUGAACCCUGAGGUACAGCAUUACUGGUACAAGCAGCUCCAGGGUGUACAGCUACAAAACAGCUUGUCCUCGAUAAAUAUGCUCUCAGAAGAACUGCUCAAUGUGGCGCCAUUCCUCUAUCCUCACAUUGAAACUGUAGAGGAAGCACUGAUCUUCAUCGUCAACAACUCCCAUCUUCUCAACAGCAGCUCCUCAGAGGACCUCUUCAAACAUGUGGCCAUGAUCUUCCUAAACUCUGCCAACAUCAGCUCAGCGGACUUCUUCUCCAUGAUACAGGGGGAUUUUUCAACACUCAAUGAGGCCUUUAUUACUGACAUGUUGAGAAAAGUGGUCGAACAGGUGACUGAAUUGAAGAUAUUAGGUGAAGAUCCUAUGGCUUACCGCGUUUUGGAGCGGGUCCUUAUGUCGAAUGACACAAGCUUGCUUGUAAAGAUGGUGACCAAGUCGUUUGCAUGGCUGACCUCAACUGAAGCAUUCGGAGUAGACCUGUUGAUGCAGGUGCUGCCCAAAAUGUACGACAUCCUUCAGGGUGUCUUGUCGCUCCUGAACAAGAUGAACGUUGAGUUGCCUGCGAAUACAGAGCUCUUCGAAGGCUUAGUUGGAAACCUAAUUGCAAUGCUGAGGCAGAUUGUGAGAACCAGUGGGCCUCUGCCUCCAAUGGGUCAACAUCAUGGUAUGUUUCUGCCAGAAAGCACUUACAGUAACCACACAGUGAGGAGCCGACACAAACGUGAGGCCCUAAUGAUGCCACAGAGAGACCCCAUGGAUGACUUCACAGAGCUGUUCGCCAUCGACUAUCCUGCCAUGUUCAAAGCCCUCGCUGUCCCUCCUUCUACAGUAGAAAUUAUGGACACUAUUCACGUGGUCUUUGCCAAUCCUGAUCUGAAUGUAGUGUUGAAAGGAGCUACCAGUGACAUGCCAUGGGGCUUGAACAACUCUCAAGAAGAGACCAUAAAUGCAGUGCUGGGGGUGCUUUCCUUUGUUACACUACCUGCUACUCUUGAGAUGUCAUCAAUGGAUCUCCUGGUGAAUGUUGUUCAUAUGAUUCCCGAUAGCUUUCCAUUCUCGUCUUUGCUCAAAAAUAUCACCAGGGCUCUGGCCAGCGAGUCUGAAGAAAACCUGUUGCUCAUGGAGGAGACCUUCGAAACCAUCGCUGAGCUCUUCCAAAUCAGCGAGACAGACCAGACGCUCGAAGAGAAUCUUGCCAAACUGAGAGCCCAGGUGUGUACCUUGGAGGAUACGGAGCUUGUGCAUCUGUUGCUGUGGCACCUUUCCAUCGAGCCUGGUCUUCUCUGUGGCACAUUCAUGCCCGGCCUGCAGACCCUGUUUGAGAUCCUGAUAACAGACACAAGUGCUCUGACUGAAGCCAUGUUCCAGACCUUCAUUGGAGAACCUACAACCUACAGUGUCGAGGCAAACUGGACCGCUGCGUUGAGUGAAAGUUUGGGUUUUAACACCAGCAGCCUGUACACUCUCAACAUUAACAUCAGCUCCCCAGGGGUGGUGAAGAUUGGUGAGCUGCUGAGGAAUGAAACUGCCUUUGUUCUGGAUGUUCAUCGACACAUGGAUUUCGAUCCCGCAGUAUUGGACCUGCUGAUGAAUUCUAUUCUACCAAACAACAAUUUAGAGAUCCUGUCCUGGCUGGUCAGCCUACAUCAAUGCAACUCCACAGAGACCAUGGGCAUGACUGAUUUGACCAUCCUGGAGACUUUCUGUUCCAUGAGUACGACAGAGUGGUACAGCUUUGUGCUGCUGGUGGUUCGACAUGUCAACACUGAAAAACUCAUCUACAGAGUGGUGUUGUCUGAAGAACUGCAGAGCUUGGCAACAGUGAUGCUUGAUAUGGCAGAGGCUGUGGUAGAUGUGAUGAACAAGAUUAUUCCUACCAUCGGUCAACUGCAAACAUACCUGCUCUCCAUGGAGGACCUUGACACGGACGCCUCCAGUGAAUUUAACCUUAUGACCCGAGGACAGACGCCCAGCAAGUCCAACCAUGCUACGUUCGUCACCCUCUCUAAAGCGCUGUGCACUAAGGGUAUCGUGGCUGUGUUUGGAAUAACCAAGCUGACCACAGCGUCACAUUCAAGCCCCUCCUCCCCCCACAACCAGCAGAGGGAGGAGAUGAUUGAGAGAUUCAAGAUUCCCCGAAAUGCCACUCCGUUCUGUAUGAACAUGUACCUGGACAUGGUCAACACCACAGGAGGAGCCAUAGCCUGGGCCUUCCUCAAACCGAUGCUGAUGGGACAAAUCCUGUUCACCCCUGACACUCCAGUCACAAGGAACAUAAUGGAGAAGGCCAAUACCACCCUGCAGGAAUUCGCAAACCUGAGGAAACAGUCACAAGAGUGGAUCGAAUCUUCCAACUACAUCAUAAACUCCGCAGAAACACUCAGCCACACGUUGCCAAUGCUGCAGAAUUCCCUUGGCAACCCUUUUGUGAAGAAUUUCAUCCAGAUGCAGACAGACAUCAAUGUUGACAGAAUGAAAGAGACACUCAAGAACUUCUCUAACAUUACAGUAAUGCUGGAAAACAACAAACAAAUAUUGGAUCAUAUCACCACUUUGUCUAACCUGAUGAUGGACCUGUCUUCCUGUAUCCAAUUUGACCGUUACCGUGGCUACGACUCUGAAGAGCAGCUUAACACCGCAGCUCAGGAACUUGCAAAAAAUCGCAAUCUCUAUGCAAGUGUCAUUUUCAAGCUUCCCAAAGACAAAGACUCAUCACGGAGCCGCCAUGCCAGGGCAUCCUCCACCACAUCCUCCCUGCCUCCCAAAGUCAGCUACACUAUCCGUAUGCAUAUGGACAAUGUCAUGCGUACCGACAGAGUCCGGAAUCCAUACUAUGUGAAGGACACACACAUCGUGGCCAGCCUGACAAUGCGCUACAACCGGGGCUUCAUCUACCUCCAGGAAAACAUCGAUCGGGCUAUCAUUGAAACUCACGCUGGGCACAGAGUCACAGAGCCAGCCGUCCAGCUGCAGCCCUUCCCCUACCCGUGCCAUCUCCGGGAUGAGUACCUGGAGGCCAUCUCUUUCGUCUUUCCGAUCAUGCUGAUGUUGGCCUGGGUGCUGUUCGUGGCUGAUUUUGUGAAGAAACUUGUGCACGAGAGAGAACUGAGACUGCAUGAGUACAUGAAGAUGAUGGGAGUCAACCCGGCCAGCCACUUCUUUGCCUGGUUCAUAGAGUGUGCCACUUACCUAGUCAUGACCAUCUUUAUUCUCACUCUGGUGAUGAAGUACGGCAACAUCCUACCCCACAGUGACGGCUUCCUCCUGUUCUUGUAUUUCUGUGACUACGGCUUGAGCAUCCUGGCCUUCAGCUACCUAGUCAGUUCCUUGUUUGACAGGACCUACAUCGCUGGACUGAGCGGCAGCCUCCUUUACAUUCUCAGCUUCUUCCCUUUCAUUGUGGUCAUGGCCCUGGAGACAAAUCUCUCCUUUUCACAGAAGAGCCUGCUGGGCCUAUUUUCCCCAACCUGCUUCAGUCAUGCCAGUCAAUACGUGUCUCGCUAUGAGGCCCAAGGACAAGGAAUUCACUGGAAGAACUCAUACACCUCACCCAUUGCUGAUGACACAGCCUCAUUCGGGUGGCUGUGCUGGCUGAUGGUCAUUGAUUCCAUCCUCUACUUUGUCAUCGGGGCUUACAUCCGCAUGGUCUUCCCAGGAAAAUACGGAAUCCCAGCUCCAUGGUACUUCCCCUUCAAGUCCUCAUUCUGGACUGACCUGUGCUGCAGCAUUCAUUCAAACACUGGUUCAAGCAAAGGGCUUCUCUUCACCAACGUCAUGCAGAAAAACCAGCCUGUCCUCUCUGACAACAAGGGAAAAGGCAAGAACACGCUUUCCUUCCAGGCUGGUGAAGAUUUCUCAGAGCUUCCAAUUGGAGUUGUCCUCCACAGUCUCAGCAAGAUCUAUGGCGACCGAGUAGCCAUUGAAAACCUGAAUGUCUCUUUCCACGAGGGCCAUGUCACCUCAUUGCUUGGUCACAAUGGAGCUGGCAAGACCACCACCAUGUCUCUCCUGACUGGCCUUUUCGCCCCGUCAUCUGGCUCAAUAGAGGUGUACGGCAGAGACAUGCAGACCAACAUCGAUGAUAUUCGCAAAGAACUGGGCGUCUGCAUGCAAUAUGAUGUCCUCUUUGACCACAUGACAGCCAAGGAGCACCUGCUGCUGUACGGCCAGAUCAAGGCCCCACACUGGACACGCGGGGUCCUGCACGAGCAAGUCCGAACGAUCCUGGAGGAGACAGGCAUGUACGCGCACAGACACAAGCGGGUGGGCACUCUGUCGGGCGGCAUGAAGCGCAAGCUGUCAAUUUCCAUUGCCUUCAUAGGAGGCUCUCGCUUGGUGGUUCUGGAUGAACCCACCACAGGAGUUGAUCCUUGCUCGAGGCGCAGCAUCUGGGACAUUGUCAUCCAGCAUAAGAAACACCGCACUAUCAUCAUGUCCACCCACCAUCUGGAUGAGGCUGAAGUGCUGAGUGACCGCAUCGCCUUCCUGGAGAAAGGAGGAUUAAAAUGCUGCGGCUCGCCCUUCUACCUGAAAGACAAGCUGGGCCAGGGCUACAAACUCACCCUUACUAAAAAGAAGCAGAGCCUGGAGUCUAAAGAAAUUGACCAUGCUGAACUGAAGGAGUUCAUCCAAGCCCAUGUACCUGAGGCGCGACUGAAGGAGACCCAAGGGGGCGACUUAGUCUACUCACUGCCCACGUUCACCUCAUCCAAUGCCUCCUCAUACCGCUCCCUCCUGACGGCACUGGACACAAACCUUAACAACCUGCAGCUUGGGGGCUACGGCGUCUCUGACACGACACUGGAGGAGGUGUUCCUCGAGUUGACCCAUGACAACACUGAUUCUGAGAACGUCCCCCUGUCUAUCUCGGAGACUGUCUCUGACACUCAAUCUUUGGACAGUUUCUCAUCAGACUCCUCUGAAAACCUUGGGGACAAGAUCAAGCUCACUGGUUCAUCCACGGUGAGUGGCAUGGCCCUGCUGUGGCAGCAGAUAUUCGCCAUGCUGGUCAAGAGGUUCAAACACAGCCACAGAGACUGGAAGGGCCUGAUUUCACAGAUCCUGCUCCCUGUUCUGUUUGUGUUGUUUGCAAUGGGCCUGGGCUCCAUCAAGAAUGACCUGCGGCACUAUCCUGAGAUGGUGCUGAGCCCUGCACUCUACAACAUCGGACCAAGCUACUCUUUCUUCAGCAACAAAAAUCCCAGCUCCAGGCCACUGGUCGAUGCCAUGAUGUCAUUCCCUGGGAUCGAUAACGCAUGCCUUGACAAGUCUGAUAACUCGGUCUGCACAAGAAGUCACGCAUGGACUCAGAGAAGGAACACGUCUGGACUACUGAAUACCUGUAAAUGCACCUCACAGGGACAGGUUUGUGAUAAAAGCAAGGAUCAGCUGUCACAUAAGAAGAGCCCGUCAUCUCAGGAUGUUUAUAACCUCACCGGCAUCGAUGUGCAGAACUACCUGGUGAACACAGCCAAUGACUUCAUCAGGAACAGGUAUGGGGGCUUUGAAUUUGGCAUGCAGCUUCCUUCUGACUUGCAAAUGGACGUCAUUCAAGUGCCCAAAAACCGUACUCUGUCUAAGGUCUGGUUCAACCCUGAGGGGCACCACACAAUGCCAGCAUACAUGAACAGCCUCAACAACCUCAUCCUUCGCACCAAUCUUCCAGCUGAUAAGGAUCCGACAAAAUACGCCAUUUCAGUUUCCAGUCAUCCUUAUUUUGGUCGGGCAGACGACGAAGACGCUAUUCUUCAGGGUAUGCUGCAGAUGCUUGUGGCGAUGUGUGUGCUGACGGGCUUCUCGAUCACAACGGCCAGUUUUGCCAUCUAUGAAGUCAGCGAGCACCACAGUGGUGCCAAGAGGCUCCAGCACAUCGCAGGCAUCAGCGAGCCCCUCUACUGGGCUGUGAACUUCUUCUAUGACAUGGCCAUCUAUCUGAUCCCUGUGACUUUGACUGUUGCUGUGAUCGCAGCCUUCCAGAUACCGGCGUUCACAGAACGGCAGAAUUUGGGUGUCAUCACCCUCCUGUUCGUGCUCUUUGGGUUUGCUACCUUCCCCUGGAUGUAUCUGUUAGCAGGUAUCUUCAAGGAUGCAGAAAUGGCCUUCAUCACCUAUGUGUGUGUCAACCUCUUCAUCAGCGUCAACACAAUCAUGUCCACGUCCAUCUUCUACUUUAUGGGCCAAAUUUCACCCCAAAACCCUGAGCUCAUCAAGGCCAUGUUUGAAAGGAUGUGCAACGCCUUCCUCAUCUUCCCCCAGUUCAAUUUUGGGAACGGGUUGAUGCAACUGACCAGGAAGAACAUAGAGGUCCAGAUCCUCAGUGGUUAUGGCAUUGAUGCCUAUCAAAACCCAUUCUCCACAGAGGCUUUCAAGAAGAUGUUCAUUGCCUCCUUUAUCCAAGGCCUGGUCUUCUUCACCCUCCGCCUCCUGCUUAACAAGUUCCUAAAGCGAAAAGUCAGGCUUUUGAUUUGUGGCAAAACAUUGCCACAGGUGGCUUCUGAGCACGAGGAUGAGGAUGUGACAGCUGAGCACCUGCGCGUUUCCAGUGGAGCAGCCAGCUCAGACAUACUGCAGCUCAACCAGCUCACUAAGGUCUAUCAACACCUAAAUAAGAAGGUCCCUGCUGUUAAGAGGCUCUCUGUGGGCAUCCCUGCAGGAGAGUGCUUUGGUCUGCUGGGUGUGAACGGAGCAGGAAAAACGACCACCUUCAAAAUGCUGACUGGCGACGUCAGCCCCACUGAUGGCACAGCACAGAUCAGGGACUGGGAUGGGCAACUGAUGGACAUCAUGGAGUGCCGUUACAAGGGAAUUAACAUCGGCUACUGUCCCCAGGUGGAUGCACUGGACAACCUGCUCACUGGAGAGGAGCACUUGUAUUUCUACGCUCGCAUUCGAGGCAUCUCAAAGAGGGAGAUAGACAGGGUGGUGUCCUACCUCCUGAGGAGGCUGGAGCUCAACUAUCACAGAAACAUCAUUACUGAUGGUUAUAGCUGCGGCACCCGAAGGAAGCUCUCCACAGCACUGGCUCUCCUUGGACACCCACAAAUCCUGCUCUUGGAUGAGCCCAGCUCUGGCAUGGACCCUCGCACUAAGCGUCACCUGUGGAAAAUCAUCUCCGAGGAAGUGAAAGGAAAAUGUGCCGUGGUCCUCACCUCUCACAGCAUGGAGGAGUGUGAGGCACUGUGCAGCCGUCUUGCCAUCAUGGUGAAAGGUCAGUUCCGAUGCCUUGGCUCUCUGCAGCACAUUAAGAACAGGUUUGGCAGAGGGUUUACUGUGAAGAUGUACUUGGCUGGAGCCUCCUGUGAUGCCGAGGCAAUCACUGGCUUCAUGCAGCGCAGAUUCCCCAGCACUUACCUCAAGGACCAACACUCCACUAUGGUAGAGUACCACGUACCAGUUGCUCCAGGAGGGGUGGCUGACAUCUUCGACCAACUGGAGUCAAACAAGACUGCUCUGCAGAUCAAACACUUCUCUGUGAGCCAGACCACACUGGAUGAGGUUUUCAUCAACUUUGCCAUGGGGAAAAUUGGCAUGGACACCAUACCAAUUGAUGACGAGGGUGAUGACGCAGACUCCCUUAAGACAGUAGAAACAUAGAGCAGAUUUUUUAAGUCUCUUUACUAAAGAUGUAAAGGGUAACUCCCAUUUUCAUUUGUACAAUCCAAAUCUAGCAUAUCCUGUAAUUAGUAGCAGAACAGCACACACACACACACACUUGCACAGGUGGAAAAAGUUUAUAAACUGAAAACUGAAGUGUUUCCUCUCUUUCAAGUCACAUAACAACACUAAUUUGUUUACCUUCAAUUUUUGAGAUGGACAGCUUUUACCAUGUAGACCAGAUAGGAUUGAAACUCCUAAAGGUUUUGCAAAACAACAACUCAUAUAACACAACAUAGAAGUAAACCACUGAUAUCAUUGAAAUCAAAAUAUUGUAUCCCUAUUACCAAUUAAUGGUAAUGAUUUUCAUGGAUAACCAUGGUAUCAAUGUUGAUUAAAAAUAAGUGUGAUUACCAACAUGACUACACUUUGGGAAGCACUGAUUUCAAUUUCUCUCUAUGCACUGUUUACUUUAUAUUAUACCAUUGUAAAUCAAUAGCAUUAGAUUUCAUGUAUUUUUCCUUGAGAUUUAUACUUAAGAUAAAAAUAGAAAAAUCACUUUGAUUUUGAUUAUAUACAUAUAUAUCACUCACACAAUCAUUUUUUUUAUUCUGAGAAAUGUGUAAAUGUGCCUUCUGGAUUAAAUCUUCUUUACAAACACCCUCAAUAUGCACUUUUCCCUUACUUAUUAACACAUCCUCUAAGGGCAUUUCUAACUUUUAGAUGAAUAGACUGAAUAUUUAAUGCAGUCUUUCCUUUCUUAUUUUGGACCAGUAUAAAUGGCCUUGAAUGCACCAAGACUAUUUUUUACAAUUCUAAUAAAGCUAUUUUUCAAAUGCA
This is a messenger RNA of Solea senegalensis (Senegalese sole), 15360 nucleotides long. RefSeq names its product ATP-binding cassette, sub-family A (ABC1), member 12 (gene abca12). The transcript is spliced from 77 exons. Lineage: Eukaryota; Metazoa; Chordata; Actinopteri; Pleuronectiformes; Soleidae. Bases 262 to 14520 code for a protein of 4752 amino acids. Gene Ontology annotation, biological process: lipid transport; transmembrane transport. The record is from RefSeq and is a predicted model, not a curated record. Gene Ontology annotation, cellular component: membrane; intracellular membrane-bounded organelle. Gene Ontology annotation, molecular function: ABC-type transporter activity; ATP hydrolysis activity; lipid carrier activity.